UCCAUUUUCAUAAUCAUAAAAUUCUAUUAUUCUUAUACAACCCACGUGUAUCACGGAAAGUAAGCUAGUAGUAUUAGAAUACCGCGCGAAUCUCUUGCCGGGAAAACAACACGCCACCGUCACACCACCACCUGAAUCCAAUUUCAUUUCAUAUUUUCCGACCAAACCCUCCCUCAUUUAUAAAUCCUAAAACUAAAAUUAAAUUUAUUUAUUUUUACAUCCAAUGACCGAUUAAAUCGCUACAUGAUCACAUUAAUGGCAAGGAAUCGUUGGAUUUCUUUUAGGGUUUGCAUUAUUAUUAUUCUAUUUUGUUUUCCAGAAAUUCUACUGUCAGCAGUUGUUACACUUGAGUCUCUUGAAAUUUAUACAACCCAUGAGUGGAUUGCAUCAACUCCCACAGUUUACUUUCUAUGCGGUGGGGAGAAUAAGACGGUUCUGCCUGAUGUGAAGAAGAUCUAUACUGUAUAUAAUUUCAAGGGUGAAGAAUCUUUUCAGCCUCUUACAGAAUUUAAAACUAUAAAGUGCAAGCGGUGUGGGUUUUACGAGGAGGAUCGUCUUAAGUCCGAUGAUGUGUUUGAUGAGUGGGAGUUCUGUCCCUCUGAUUUUAAAAUCUCUGAUGGUCGAUAUGUUCGCACCAAAGACAAGGAAUUUAAUGCCACGUUCUUGUGUCAUGACUGCAUGAAAAAAGACUUGGGCUCAGAUAAUGUCUCACCUGAUAAUAAUGGAGAUGGAAUGCAAUGGUCCAUAAUAAUCAUUGGUAUAAGUGUCGUGAUUUCAACUAUACUAUUUAUCAUGGGAUUAUUUGUUGCAUACAAAUAUUGGCAAAAGAGAAAAAGGCAGCAAGAUCAGGCUCGGUUUUUGAAACUGUUUGAAGAUACUGAUGACAUAGAAGACGAGUUAGGUAUCGGUCCUCUUAGUGACUCAAUUUAACGAGUAUUUUCCUGGUUCUCCAUUUUUUCGUAUAUAUGAAAGCAGUUGAGCGUCUUUAUAAGGGUGAUCUUAUGGUGUGAUAUGGUAACCAUGUUUUCUUUUGGAUGUUGACUAGCAUUCAGUGAUAUGAGAUGUAAACAAAGCUUCGAGGUUUUUUAACCUUAUAGUGGAUUCGAGAUUUUUUUUAUAUAAAAAUUUGCAUCAAUUCAUUUUCC
Messenger RNA from Erigeron canadensis, 1145 nucleotides. RefSeq lists its product as uncharacterized. Lineage: Eukaryota; Viridiplantae; Streptophyta; Magnoliopsida; Asterales; Asteraceae. The coding region runs from base 244 to 930 and encodes 228 amino acids. The record is from RefSeq and is a predicted model, not a curated record. The transcript is spliced from 4 exons.